AUGGAUAGUCGUGCGGCGGAACUUAUCCUCAGAGAACCGGACAUUUUUGCAUCCGUUCAGCUGGAAAAUGGCUUGAGUAAAUCCCAAAACAUCCAAUUGAUUAACAACUCAUUCGUUCUGGAAAUGUUCUUCAGAAUAACGCAGCUUUAUCACUUCAAGAACUUUAUUUUCUACAUAUCCGAGAGAUUGGAUCUGAAGAACAAGGACUCCCAGGAGUUCUUCCACGACUUCUGGACCUAUUUUCCACUGGCGCCCAACUUGAUAAUAACCCGGGAGCAUCAUGCGGCUAUACCGAUGAUGCAGUUCAUCAGCACGCCAUCGCUAGUGAUGAUCUUCACCACGGGUAAAGACGAUCCCAUCAUGGAGCUGGCUGCUCAAAGUCUGCAUGGAAUUCGUUGGCUCAAGACGAUAUUUAUUCUCUUUCCAAGCUUCGAGUAUCGUGAAUUCGACUCGAGUCGGGAGUCAUGUGCCCACUUCACGGCCGAAAUCAAGGACAUCUUCGACUGGGUGUGGAGCAAGCAGUUUAUCAACACUUUGUUGGUCACGAUUAAGGACAACGUCUUCGUGCUGGAUCCCUAUCCAACACCCUCGGUUGUUAACAAUACGGGUGUAUGGAGGGCCGAGGAUUUCUUCCAAAACUAUGCGAAAAACAUGAAGGGCUAUGUGGUGAGGACGCCCAUUUUGUACGAUCUUCCUCGGGUCUUCAAAUCGGACCGAGCCACCAACACGUUCGAGAAGAACUUCGUGCACGGAACUAGCGGAAAUUUAUUUCUGGGAUUCCUUGAGUUCGUCAAUGCCACGCUGUUGGACACCAGCGCAAAUAUAACUAUGGACUAUUUGAACAUGACGGACAUGCUGGAUUUGGUGUCUAAGGGAGUGUACGAGACGCUAAUCCACUCCUUCACCGAAAUAACCACCAAGUACGUGGUCAGCUAUAGCUAUCCCAUCGGCAUAAACGACUGUUGCAUCAUGGUGCCCUAUCGAAAUCAGUCGCCUGCGGAUCAGUACAUGCGGGAGGCCCUCCAGGAAAAUGUGUGGAUACUGAUUAUCCUAUUUACACUCUACAUAGCUCUGGCCAUCUGGUUGUGUUCGCCUCUGAGACCUCGUGACUUUAGCGCCGCAUUCCUGCAGUCCAUCUGCACUUUAACCUACAGUGCGCCCACCUUCAUCCUUCGCACGCCCACGCUGCGUAUGCGUUAUCUGUACGUUGUGCUGGCGAUCAUGGGAAUAGUCACCUCGAACAUGUACAUUUCCCGGAUGACCAGCUAUUUCACUACUGCCCCACCGUCGCGACAAGUGAACACAGUGCAGGAUGUGGUUGAGGCCAAUCUGAAGAUCAAAAUGCUAGCAGUCGAGCACGAAAGGAUGGCCAAAUCUGCAUUGCAAUAUCCAGCCAACUUUAUGCGCCAGGUGGAUUUGGUGGACAAGCGCAUGUUGGACCUGCAUCGAGAGCCAUUCAACACCUCCUUUGGCUACACGGUGAGCAGCGACCGUUGGCGAUUUAUGAACAUGCAGCAACUGCAUCUCCGGAAGCCCAUCUUUCGGUUAACGGACAUCUGCGAGGGUCCCUUCUACCACGUCUUUCCCAUGCACCUCGACUCCCACCUGCGCUCCCCGAUGACCGAGUACAUCAUGAUUGCCCAGCAGGCGGGCCUGAUGAACCACUGGAAGAGGGAGGCCUUUUGGGAAGCCGUGCACCUGCACCGUAUCCAAGUGCAUCUGAUCGACGAGGAGCCGAUGGCCCUUAGCCUGAGUUUCUUCUCUAGCCUUUUUCGAACGUGGACCUUUGGUCUAGUGCUUUCCGGCAUCGCUUUUGCGGCGGAGAUGAAGUGGUACGAGUAUGUUACUAUUAGGCGUCGUCCAGUUAUAGGACUUACACGCAAGCCCAGAUCGUUUCUCAGGCGAUUCAUGAAGUUGUGA
Messenger RNA from Drosophila rhopaloa, 1920 nucleotides. RefSeq lists its product as uncharacterized. The record is from RefSeq and is a predicted model, not a curated record. The transcript has a single exon. The coding region runs from base 1 to 1920 and encodes 639 amino acids. Lineage: Eukaryota; Metazoa; Arthropoda; Insecta; Diptera; Drosophilidae.